AUGUAUCCUUCUCUUGAUGAAGAUUUCGUCAAUGAUUUGUUUUGCUUCGAUCAAAGCAAUGGAGCAGAACUCGACGAUUACACACAAUUUGGUGUAAAUUUGCAGCCUGAUCAAGGCGACACCUUUCUAGAUUUCGAGUCUUACGGUGUAAAUUUGCAGCAAGAACCAGAAGACGUCUUCAGCAUUGGAGCUCAGUUGGAUUUAACAUCGUACAAUGGCGUUUUACCGCAACCGCAAGAGCAAGAACAAGUGUUGCAAAAUGAUUGUGGAGUUUUGCAGGAAGAAGAAGAAGUAGAGAACAAUUCUGGAUCAUCUAGUGGAGCUGUCAAGCAAGAACAUGAACAUCUAGAUGACGAUUGCUCAAGAAAGCGGGGAAGGACUGGAUCGUGUAUAAGGCCAGGAGGAACCAAAGCCUGUCGUGAAAGAUUGAGGAGGGAGAAACUAAAUGAGAGGUUCAUGGAUUUGAGCUCGGUUUUGGAGCCAGGAAGGAGUCCAAAGACAGAUAAACCAGCUAUACUCGACGACGCAAUCCGUGUCUUGAAUCAACUCAGAGAUGAAGCUCAUGAGCUUGAAGAAACCAACCAAAAGCUUUUAGAAGAGAUCAAGACUCUCAAGGCGGAGAAGCAUGAGCUGAGGGAGGAGAAGCUGGUGUUGAAGGCGGAUAAGGAGAAGACGGAACAACAGUUGAAGUCUAUGAUGGUGGCUCCAUCUACAGGGUACAUGCCUCAGAUUCCAGCUGCGUUUAGUCAGAACAAGAUGGCGGUUUAUCCGAGUUACGGUUACAUGCCAAUGUGGCAUUACUUGCCUCAGUCGGUUCGUGAUACGUCUCGUGAUCAAGAACUCAGGCCUCCUGCUGCUUGA
Molecule: messenger RNA, 861 nt
Organism: Microthlaspi erraticum
Lineage: Eukaryota; Viridiplantae; Streptophyta; Magnoliopsida; Brassicales; Brassicaceae
Source: the annotation of a GenBank genome assembly